UUAUAAAUAUAAUACAUACACAACAGAAAGCCUCAACAAGCUUAUUGAUAAUUAGCCAUACAAAGAUGAAUAUCAAUAGCACAGAAGCACUUCUUGUGCUUUUUGCAUUUGUCUUCUUGGCAUGGGGCAAUGCACAAAAUACCCUUGUGCCAGCAAUCAUAACAUUUGGUGACUCGGCUGUGGAUGUUGGGAACAAUGAUUAUCUGCCUACCCUUUUCAAGGCUAACUACCCUCCUUAUGGAAGGGACUUUAUCAACCAUCAACCCACUGGGAGGUUCUGCAAUGGGAAACUAGCUACUGAUAUUACUGCUGAAACACUGGGUUUUAAGAGUUAUGCACCUGCGUAUCUUAGCCCUCAGGCAUCAGGGAAGAAUCUUCUUAUUGGAGCAAACUUUGCUUCAGCUGCCUCUGGUUAUGAUGAAAAGGCUGCUAUUCUGAAUCAUGCGAUUCCAUUGUCCCAACAGUUAAAAUAUUACAAGGAAUACCGAGGCAAGCUGGCCAAGGUAGUUGGCAGUAAAAAAGCAGCAUUGAUUAUUAAGAAUGCACUCUACAUAUUGAGUGCUGGCAGCAGUGACUUUGUGCAAAACUAUUACGUCAAUCCUUUGAUCAACAAAGCCUUCACUCCUGAUCAGUACUCUGCAUACCUUGUUGGUUCAUUUUCAAGCUUUGUUAAGGACUUGUAUAAAUUGGGAGCCAGGAAAGUUGGAGUGACUUCACUCCCACCUCUGGGUUGCCUACCUGCUGCAAGAACUUUAUUUAGUUUCCAUGAGAAAGGUUGUGUCUCGAGGAUCAACAAUGACACCCAAGGAUUUAACAAGAAAAUCAAGUCAGCUGCAGCAAAUCUCCAAAAGCAACUUCCUGGUCUUAAGAUUGUAGUCUUUGAUAUUUUCAAACCUCUCUAUGACCUUGUUCAGUCCCCUUCAAAAUUUGGUUUUGCGGAGGCAAGGAAAGGUUGCUGUGGUACUGGGAUAGUGGAGACAACAUCUUUAUUGUGCAAUCCAAAAUCACUAGGAACUUGCUCUAAUGCAACCCAAUAUGUGUUUUGGGACAGUGUCCAUCCUUCACAAGCUGCUAACCAAGUUUUAGCCGAUGCUUUGAUUGUACAAGGCAUAGCCCUUAUCACUUAAGGGCUCAUGAGGCCAUAAACGUACGUUCUAGCAGUGUACCACUAUUCAUCAUGGAAAUGAUGCACGCACCAGUUUGUUAUUUCUCCAGUCCGCAGAAGCCUGUAUUGUAGUAUUUAAUAAAAUCCUUAGAAAUUUUAUUUUAACUCGUUUUGGAGUACACUGGUUAUAUUAAUUUGUGUUUUUUUAAUCCUUCUUCAAGAAUUUAGUCAUGUUCAUCAUGAAAAUCAAUCCAAAUUUGAAAUACAAUUCUUGCUGC
This is a messenger RNA of Glycine soja, 1383 nucleotides long. RefSeq names its product GDSL esterase/lipase APG-like. The transcript has 5 exons. The coding region runs from base 66 to 1127 and encodes 353 amino acids. The record is from RefSeq and is a predicted model, not a curated record. Lineage: Eukaryota; Viridiplantae; Streptophyta; Magnoliopsida; Fabales; Fabaceae. Gene Ontology annotation, cellular component: apoplast. Gene Ontology annotation, molecular function: hydrolase activity, acting on ester bonds.